GGACGCACAUUCCAAGGCACACCCAGGAGAAUUAAUAUAACAGAUUCUGUGAUCUGGAAUUAAUAUCAGGAACACCUUUCCUCAUGCUGCUUAACAGAAAUGCUGGAAAAUCUUUUUUAAUAAUGAAAUUCCUAAAAUUCUGAUGUGUGAAUCUUCAAGCUGAAUAUGGAAAAUGAGGUCUUGAAAGUUAUUCAAAUGCUUCUGGAACAAGCCUGAAUUAUUGUGAGGGAAGCAAUCUGGGAGUUUAAAAUAUAUUAUUAAACUUGCAUUCUGGAUGAAGCAGUCAAAACUUGCUGUGUGAUGUGACAAUAGUAGCUGAAGACAUGGAAAUUGCUGCUCAUAGAGUUGUAUUAGCAGCUUGCAGUCCGUACUUCCAUGCCAUGUUUACAGGUGAAAUGAGUGAAAGUCAAGCAAAGAGAGUACGAAUAAAGGAAGUUGACGGUUGGACCCUUAAGAUGCUCAUUGAAUAUGUUUACACUGCUGAAAUUCAGGUUACAGAGGAAAAUGUACAGGUACUUCUCCCAGCUGCUAGUUUGUUGCAAUUACAAGAUGUAAAGAAGAGUUGCUGUGAUUUUUUGGAAACCCAGCUUCAUCCUGUCAACUGUUUGGGCAUCCGUGCUUUUGCUGAUAUGCAUGCAUGCACAGACCUUCUGAACAAAGCCAACACAUAUGCAGAACAGCACUUUACUGAGGUUGUACUUAGUGAGGAAUUUCUGAAUCUUGGUGUAGAACAAGUAUGCAGCUUAAUAUCCAGUGACAAACUAACAAUCUCAUCUGAGGAAAAGGUAUUUGAAGCAGUGAUAGCUUGGGUUAAUCAUGACAAAGAUGUGAGGCAAGAGCUCAUGGCACGUCUGAUGGAACAUGUUCGCCUGCCGUUGCUCUCCCGAGAGUAUUUGGUUCAGAGAGUUGAAGAGGAGGUGCUAGUUAAAAACAGCAGUGCAUGUAAGGAUUACCUCAUUGAAGCAAUGAAGUACCAUUUGUUGCCACUUGAGCAAAGAGCACUGAUGCAAAGUACACGAACCAGACUCCGAACACCUGCCUGUCUUCCAAAACUGCUGAUGGUGGUUGGAGGACAAGCACCAAAGGCCAUCCGCAGUGUGGAGUGUUAUGAUUUUAAAGAGGAGCGUUGGCACCAAGUUGCUGAGCUGCCUUCCAGAAGAUGCAGAGCAGGCGUGGUUUACAUGGGAGGACUGGUUUUUGCUGUUGGUGGUUUCAAUGGCUCCUUGAGAGUUCGGACAGUGGAUUCGUAUGAUCCUGUGAAGGACCAGUGGACAACUGUCGCUAAUAUGCAAGACAGAAGAAGCACUUUGGGAGCGGCUGUAUUAAAUGGGUUUUUGUAUGCUGUCGGAGGGUUUGACGGGAGUACAGGUUUAUCUUCAGUAGAAGCCUAUAAUAUGAAGACUAAUGAAUGGUUUCAUGUGGCUCCAAUGAAUACAAGGAGAAGUAGUGUUGGUGUAGGUGUAGUUGGAGGUAUGCUGUAUGCAGUUGGUGGUUAUGAUGGUGCAUCACGUCAGUGCCUUAGCACAGUGGAAUGCUAUAACUAUAGUUCAAACGAAUGGACCUACAUUGCAGAAAUGGGCACUAGACGUAGUGGAGCAGGUGUUGGUGUCUUAAACAACUUAUUGUAUGCAGUAGGAGGUCAUGAUGGCCCUUUAGUUAGAAAAAGUGUUGAAGUGUAUGAUCCUGCCAUCAAUACAUGGAAGCAGGUUGCAGAUAUGAACAUGUGUAGGAGAAAUGCAGGAGUUUGUGCUGUAAAUGGACUCUUGUAUGUAGUUGGAGGUGAUGAUGGUUCCUGUAACUUGGCAACAGUAGAAUAUUAUAAUGCAACAACAGAUAAGUGGACAGUUGUAUCCUCAUGCAUGAGUACUGGAAGGAGCUAUGCAGGUGUUACUGUUAUUGACAAACCAUUAUGAGUUGGCAAAUACGUUUCACCUUGAUUAUGUACUAGAAGCAAGCCUCAAUGUUGUUGACUGGGCAUCAAAGCGCUGCUCAACUUAUGGCUGCACAUUGAAACAUGUUGGAAGCUGUGAUCUGCUACAAUUAAGGAUGAAAAUGAAGAUUACUCUAGAUUGAAGCAACCUGUAGCAUUCUUUGACAUUAAGCUGCAUCCAACUGAGAUGUAGUAAAGAUGUGUGAACCACAGUUAUUUUGCUGGAUCUCUGGACAAAAUUUCUUAUGGACCAAUCUUGUCUGUCAUGGUUGACUGGACUUUUUGUGUAUGUGAGUGAAAGAUAAAUGGUGUGUCUUGGUGAAGGUAAAUGUCUUUUUCCAAAGAAAAAGAGACAUAUCCAUGAACUGCAGGUUUUCAGAAAAGGUAUUAAAUUCUCAGCUCAGUUCAGUAUAAGCUGGCAUGAGAACCUGGUUGCUUUUCUAAAUCAUUUUUUGUUAUAUAACUACUGUAUGCAUAUUAAGUGUGUGUAAGUAGCUUUCCUUUAUACUUGUUUGGAAUUUGAUUAUAAUAUUUAUAAUUGGCAUGGUACUUUGAAGUAUGCCAGUCCUAUGUUGUAAAACAGAGGUGUAUAUUUUGAUAUUUACCUAUGCUUUAGCAUUAACAAAUGCCACAGAACAUACACAAAAUACAGUGCUCCUGCAACAUGUGUAAUGCCAAAAUGUUCUUAACUUAUGUACUUACUGUCCUUAUAUUUACCAAGAUUCUCCUUCAUGUUUGGCUAUAACUGUGUCCAUAGGGUUAAAACUUGGCAUGGACAUAAUUGCAGAUUUAUAAUGAAUGUAUGGAGCUCUGUUUUACUUGCAUGGCAUUUAAAACUCUUCCUGUGUAACUUUAGCUGCUAUUAAUGACAAUGUAUUGUAUGUGAACAUGUUUGUAUAUUUUAAAAAAAGGCAUUCUGAUGUUUUAAAUAUGACCACAAUUAUUGUCAUUUUGACCUAUUUUCUUUAAUAAAACUUUACAUAUUUGUGUUUUCUAAAA
Molecule: messenger RNA, 2929 nt
Organism: Hemicordylus capensis (graceful crag lizard)
Lineage: Eukaryota; Metazoa; Chordata; Lepidosauria; Squamata; Cordylidae
Gene: KLHL2
Product: kelch like family member 2
Exons: 14
Coding region: 324-1913 (529 amino acids)
Molecular function (GO): protein binding
Source: RefSeq, a predicted model, not a curated record